Molecule: messenger RNA, 987 nt
Organism: Linum trigynum
Lineage: Eukaryota; Viridiplantae; Streptophyta; Magnoliopsida; Malpighiales; Linaceae
Source: the annotation of a GenBank genome assembly
CUCGUUCUGCCCUGAAAUUAUUCAAUUGUUCUACUCCAAUCUUCAAUCCCCUGGACUGUCAUCUCGUUCCUUUCACUCUCUGGUCUUUGGCCAUGCCUUCGCUAUUCAUAUUGAUGAUCUCAGCAUGCUCUUGCAUAUUCCUGUUCAUGGGGCUACUUUAGCCGAUGAGUCCGAAUUUCCCCUGUUUGCUUUCAACAUUGCUGAGGAAUUUCUUGCUACUACUGGCCAUCCUCCAGAACUAAAUAACACUUUACCUAUCACUGUCCUUCCCCCACCCCUUCGUCUCCUCCACUAUUACAUUGUUCGAGUCUUUCUUCCCAGAGAUCACUUUGUUACGACUAUUCUCCCUCUCGAUCUUUGGAUCAUCUCGAAUGCUGUCCAUGGUACCCCUCUGAAUUACUUUCACUUAUUUUUUGGGUCCCUACUGCGAUUUACUGAACCUGUCCUAGGUGAAGCUCUGCCUUUCGGUCCCCUUGUGUCGACCAUUCUCGUUCACCUUGAGAUAAACCUGUCAUCCUAUAUCACUUUCAAUCCUGUGUUCUCCCCUGUGGCUGCGGAUAUUCUUGAAACUCUGGAGAUUGCGAUUGAAGGGGAGGAACCUCUUGACGACAACAGUGGAGACGAGGACACUGUCAAGGAAGAAGUCGACAGCAGCACUAGUGUUAGUUCCAGUGAGAGCAGUGACACCAACAACAACACUAGUGAUGAUGUUUAACUUAGUUUGGUUGUUUAGCUAGUCUUAUGGUUGUCGGCUUUAAUUUUGUGAUAGACUAUGAUUGCUUCGGUUUAUUAUGAUUGCUUCGGUUAAAGCUGUGUCGGCCUUGUUCUUUAUGAUAAACUCUAUUUUCCUCUAUGUGGAUUAAUUGUGCUUCUUAAAGAGAUGUGGUUGCUGAAAUAACUAUUUCAUUUGUUAAAAACUAACUCCUUGAGAAGAGGAAAGGUAGUGUCGUCUUCUUUUGUUUCAGGCAAUAGACAAUCUCUGAUUUA